UGCAGAUCUUAAGCUACAAUGGAUAGACAAGAGCCGCUUGAAACGAAGGGCGGCCGUGUCGUUUUAACCAAUCUGUCUGAGUUAGAUAUCAACAGGAAGCAGAAACUGGUCGUCAAGGAAGCACCAGAUUACUUACGGAAGAAUAGAAAUGGUGUCAACAAGUGAAGUGUUUUGUCUUUUGUUGGUCGCGAUGUUGUGGGGAGGCACAAACCCAUUCCUGAAAAAAGGCACAGAGGGCAUUGAAGGGGUUCAGAAAGACAAUAAACUCCUCCAGUUUCUGGCUGAGAUCAAAUUCCUGUUUCUCAAUAUGAAGUAUUUGGUCCCAUUCCUCUUGAACCAAAGUGGAUCAUUAGUGUUCUACUUCACUCUUGCUUCUACAGAUCUGUCUCUGGCUGUUCCCAUGGUGAACUCCCUCACAUUUCUGUUCACGUUAUUAAUGGGUAAAUUGCUUGGAGAAGAGUUUGGAGGAAAGAGAGCUGUGCUGGGUAUGUUACUCAUCAUGUCUGGAGUGACUGUGUGCGUGCUGAGUUCUGUCUCUGAGACGGACAGCGCAGGAGCCCACAACACAAGUGACCACUACAUUCCACUGGACAAGGAGGUGAAGGAGGACUGUGGAUCUGCUCCAGCCAUGUGAUCACACCUCACACACACAAACAUAUUCAUCUGACACUAUAUCUGUGCUGCUCCAUUUUCAGUAUGUGCUGUGAAUUUGUGCUAAGAGGAGGUGAUGGAUGACUUUAUAUCUGUACUUGAACCAUGCUGGUGAAAUCCAAAUGUUUUGCACUUUAAUUGCUACUGUGGAAAGAGUAACUUUUAAGUGUGUGGAUUGUGGAACAUACAAAAUACUUGUAUAUAUUGUAUUAUUAACUGAUAUUUAUAUGGAUUCGUAUUAAUAAUGUGAAAGUGCCCAGUGUUUAAAUACUUUUAUUUUAAACGUCUUUUACAUUCAGA
This is a messenger RNA of Sinocyclocheilus rhinocerous, 951 nucleotides long. It is a transcript of the gene tmem234, whose product is annotated as transmembrane protein 234. The coding region runs from base 149 to 634 and encodes 161 amino acids. Lineage: Eukaryota; Metazoa; Chordata; Actinopteri; Cypriniformes; Cyprinidae. The record is from RefSeq and is a predicted model, not a curated record. The transcript has 5 exons.